Messenger RNA from Lactuca sativa (garden lettuce), 2936 nucleotides. RefSeq names its product BEL1-like homeodomain protein 1. Gene Ontology annotation, biological process: regulation of DNA-templated transcription. The record is from RefSeq and is a predicted model, not a curated record. Lineage: Eukaryota; Viridiplantae; Streptophyta; Magnoliopsida; Asterales; Asteraceae. Gene Ontology annotation, molecular function: DNA binding.
ACUCCUACUCCUACUUUCUUUCUCUCUCUCACACCUAAAAACACAGUGAAAACACUCACAAGGCCACAACCAUCGACAUCUUUGGGAUUGCUUUCUUUAUCUCUCUCUCUCUCUCUCUCUCUCUAAAAGUUGUCUCUGUUUCGAGACUAGUGAGCAGGUGAUGAUAUUCAUCAAAUAAGCAAAGAAAGCUGCUGCGCGCAUCCAAUGAUUUGAAAAAGGAAGGUCAAAUCAAACGACCCUUUGAAUUCUUUCUUUCAUUUCCAUAAUUCCCAGCAGCUUCUUAGAGAGAGAAAGAGAGAAAACUCAUAUAUUAAUUCAAGAAGCAGUUCUCAGCAGCUGUUGGAUGACGAUGAUGAUUAUGAAGCAACACGUGCGAACUCAUCAUAUCUCCAUCACUACCCUCUCUUCAGUUGAUCAUUCUUGAAUUCGUUUCCCAGGUUUGCUUUAAUCAUAGUUCCUGGGAAUUCAAGCAGUCUUGUUUUACAUGCAGUUGCGUAUGGGUUGAAAAAAACAAGAUCGAAGAAAUCCAUAUAAAGAAAGAUACAAAAACAUCGAUGGCGACAUACUACAAUGGGAAUUCAGAAAUUCAAGGUGGAGACGGGUUACAGACACUCGUUCUAAUGAAUCCUGGAUACGUUUAUUACUCAGACGCACAACAAUCACAGCCGCAAGGUAACUUUGUGUUUCUUGAUUCCAAUCAUCCUGGAAAUAAUCCGGUCAAUAAUCAUAACCACAACCACCACCACCACAUAUCUCAAACGCCCCCACAACAACCACCACCACCUUCCGGUCAGACACAACAAUUUGUUGGCAUACCACUUUCUGCUUCACCACCAUCAUCCGUUCAUUCACAACAUGACGUCUCUUCACUUCACGCGUUCAUCCCACGAGCUCAGUACAUGUAUAAUCCGGCGGAGAUGGUGGCGGCACCACCACGUGAGGUGACACCGUUUCAACAAGGUCUGUCUUUAACGCUUUCUUCUCAGCAAUCAAGGUACGGGUCUCAGGCCGCCAGAGUAACUUCUAUAUCUCCCACCGGCGAUGAUGGGAGAGCGGCUGUUGGUGGUGGUGGUGGUGGAUCCACGUCAUCAGCAUCCGGGAUUUCAAACAAUGGUGUGCAUAAUAUGUUGUUGAAUUCAAAGUAUCUGAAAGCAACACAAGAAAUUCUUGAAGAAGUUGUGAACGUUGGUAAGGGAGUGCUCAAGAACUCCGAUCAGUUAACUAAGAAUCUCAAGACUCCAGUGAUCGGAGAUGGUGGAUCAUCGUCUCCGGUCACCGGAGAAGGAAUUAGGGAUGAUCAGUCUGGUAGUAAAUCCGGUGGUGGAGCUGAACUUACUACAGCAGAAAGACAAGAAAUUCAGAUGAAAAAAGCAAAGCUUGUUAACAUGCUUGAUGAGGUGGAGCAAAGAUACAGACAAUAUCACCACCAAAUGCAAAUUGUAAUUUCUUGGUUUGAGCAAGCAGCUGGAAUUGGAUCCGCAAGAACUUACACUGCACUAGCGCUACAGACGAUUUCAAAGCAAUUCAGGUGCUUAAAAGAUGCAAUUAUGGGACAGAUUAAGGCGGCCAGCCGGAGCUUAGGGGAGGAAGACAGUUUAGGUGGUGGUGGUGGGAAGGCUGAGGGCGGUGGUUCAAGGCUGAAAUUUGUUGAUAAUCAACUCCGGCAACAAAGAGCUUUGCAACAAUUGGGAAUGAUCCAACACAAUGCUUGGAGACCUCAAAGAGGAUUGCCCGAGCGUUCUGUUUCUGUUCUUCGCGCGUGGUUGUUUGAACAUUUCCUCCAUCCUUACCCAAAGGAUUCGGACAAACAUAUGCUCGCAAAACAAACCGGUCUUACUAGAAGCCAGGUUUCAAAUUGGUUUAUAAAUGCACGAGUGAGGCUAUGGAAGCCAAUGGUGGAAGAAAUGUAUUUGGAGGAAGUGAAGGAACAAGAACAAAACGGAUUAGACGACAACAAAACAAACAAAAACGAACAAAACGAAGAGAACUCAUCAUCCAAAAAUGAAAAAAGUGUUUCACCAGAAACCUCAAACAGAGGAGGAAUAGGAUUCCAUUCCACCAAACAAGAGAAUCUAAACUCCUUCAAUCCUCCACCACCAAUGGCGGUUCCCGCCACCGUGUCCACAUCACCCACCACCACUACCACGAGAAUAAAUUUCCAAAACCCAUCUGGUUUUAGCCUCAUCGGGUCCUUAGAAAUGGAAGGAAUCACACAAUUCAGCCCCAAGAAACCAAGAAACAACGACCGGAAUCAGGAUUCCGACGCCGGUUUCACACUGACAGGUGGCAAUCCAACCGACUUCAUGGGCGGACUCGGGGGUUACCCAAUUGGUGAAAUCGGGCGUUUUACAACCGAUCAAUUCCAACAACAGUAUUCAGGAAACGGAGUUUCUUUGACUUUAGGUCUCCCACACUGUGAAAACCUAUCACACCACAGUUUCCUCCCUAACCAAAACAUCCAACUAGGCAGAGGGGCAGAAUUGGAAGAAAACGAAUUUGGCGCCAUGAAUCCAUCAUCUUCUUCACACUCAGCCGCCAUGUAUGAAUCCAUGAACAUUCAAAGCCGCAAGAGGUUUGCUGCACAACCCUUGCCCGAUUUUGUUGCUUAAUCAACAAAGAAUCAAACACCAUUUCCACUGUCAAGAAAUUCAAGAAAUCAAGAAAUAAAAUCAAGAUUUACCCUAGAUCAGAUCUAUACUUUAAUGAAGAACAAGAACCAUUAGAGUUCUUUAUAGAUACAGAUUAGGUUUUUCAUUGAGGGUUGUAUAUUAAUUUUGUAUCCGCAGAUAUGCAUAGAUGGAUUGGCUACAUAUACAUAUUGUAUGUAUGUAAAAGUAAAAAAAAAAAAAAAAAAAAAACUAGUUAUAUAUAUAUAUUUUGAUUGGGGGGUAUACAAAUUAAAAAAAUAAUAAUAUAUUUAUUAUUAUGAUUUUCAA